GGUUUAUAGCUUAACAUCUAACAGAUGUGGGAGAAGUCAGCGUUCGACGUUUCUAGUUUUCUGCUCCCAGAUUGAGAGGUUAGUUUGAUCACAAUGAGGAGGGCUCAGAGUCUGGCCUCUUCUGGCCUGGGAAGAGCUUUGCUUGAGGGCUCCUCUUCCUCCUCUGCCAUUCCCACGCAGUUUCAGUGUAAGCUUCUGAAGGUGGCGUUGUACAACAGUUGUAGCGGCUCCUCUGGUCGUCCGCGGCUAUUCUCUGCCUACGUUGGGCGACCCGCUCGAGCCGUUUCUAUUGGUGUCGCCGGAGCCGUUUCCUUCUCCAUCGCUGCUUCUUCAGUUGUUCCUAAUGUAUACGCCAAGGAGACUCUCUCUUCAGAGUUUCUGCCUAAGGAUGUCGUCCUUUACCAGUACGAAGCUUGCCCUUUCUGCAACAAGGUUAAAGCAUUCCUAGAUUAUUAUGAUAUACCAUACAAAGUUGUGGAGGUGAACCCUCUCAGUAAAAAGGAGAUCAAGUGGUCUGAUUAUAAGAAGGUUCCUAUAUUGACCGUGGAUGGAGAACAGAUGGUUGAUUCAUCAGAUAUAAUCGACAAGUUAAGUCGCAAGAUUCAUCCUGAAAAAUCAGAUGAUCCUAGUCCAGAUGACAAUGAAGAGAAAAAGUGGCGUAGGUGGGUUGAUAAUGACUUGGUGCAUGUCCUAUCUCCAAACAUAUAUCGAAGUGCUUCAGAGGCUCUUGAGUCAUUCGACUAUAUCACAAGCAAUGGUAAUUUCAGCUUCACAGAGAAACUAACAGUGAAAUAUGCGGGAGCUGCAGCUAUGUAUUUUGUGUCUAAGAAUCUGAAAAAGAAACAUAACAUUACUGAUGAACGUGCAGCACUGUACAAAGCUGCAGAAACUUGGGUGGAUGCUCUAAAUGGCCGGGAUUUUCUAGGGGGCUCCAAACCUAAUUUAGCUGAUCUUGCAGUCUUUGCUGUUUUAAGACCCAUCAGAUACCUGAGAUCAGGUGGAGACAUGGUGGAGAACACGCAAAUUGGUGAUUGGUACACAAGAAUGGAAAGAGCUAUUGGUGAGUCUUCUAGGAUCAAGGCCUAGGGUGAGCCCUUUUUAUUUUUAUUUUUUCGGUCGAGUCCAUGGUGGUGCCCUCUACUUCAACCUUGAGGUAACAGGUUUGCUUUCUGCAUCAAGUAGGCCAAGGACAAAGGGGGAACAAUUUUAGAAGCAUAUAUGGUUAUUUUUUGUUGAUUGUUUAUACAUGAAAUUUUGUUCUCACAAAACGUUUUCCACUAUUUUGUGUCAACUUGAGGUUUGGAUGUUAUUAAAAGAUGAUUGUGAUA
Messenger RNA from Macadamia integrifolia, 1328 nucleotides. RefSeq names its product prostaglandin E synthase 2-like. Gene Ontology annotation, cellular component: mitochondrion. The coding region runs from base 94 to 1086 and encodes 330 amino acids. The transcript is spliced from 6 exons. The record is from RefSeq and is a predicted model, not a curated record. Lineage: Eukaryota; Viridiplantae; Streptophyta; Magnoliopsida; Proteales; Proteaceae. Gene Ontology annotation, molecular function: prostaglandin-E synthase activity.